Molecule: messenger RNA, 3112 nt
Organism: Ceraceosorus guamensis
Lineage: Eukaryota; Fungi; Basidiomycota; Exobasidiomycetes; Ceraceosorales; Ceraceosoraceae
Product: Gaa1-domain-containing protein
Exons: 4
Coding region: 119-2932 (937 amino acids)
Biological process (GO): attachment of GPI anchor to protein
Cellular component (GO): membrane; GPI-anchor transamidase complex
Source: RefSeq, a predicted model, not a curated record
UGACGACUUGACUCGUAAGCCGUGCCUUUCACCACGUCUGUCUUUCUGUCUGUCUGUCUCACGAAUCAGCUGCGCUCGAUCUACACCCUCUUUCCACCAAUUGUCGAUCUCCCCCAUCAUGCCCCGAUCAAGCGCCGGCACGGGCACGGGCACGGGUGCACGACGAUCCGCCAGCGUGCUCAGCUCGGAAGCGUUGAGCGGGAGCGCGGAUGAGGAAGAGGGCAAGAGGGUGAGGGGAACAUCUGCGGCCACACCCAGAAGAUCUACUAGACUUAGUCCCACGCCCAACAACACACCUGCAAGUGGCAUGAGGAGCGUGGCGAGUGUGCUCGAGAUCGAGGAGGAGGAGGAGGAGCGCGAGAGCGGCAAAAGGAGGGGUAGAGGAAGUGCAGAGGGCAGGAAGAUGGCGGGAAGUGUGAGAAGACGCAGAGAUGUGGCUGGACUGCAUCAACAAGAGAAGCAGGAGCUGGAGCAGGAGCAGGAGCAGGAGCAGGAGAAUGAAGAUGACGACGAAGAGAUUCUCAUCGAUCCCUUGCCUGUCGCUUCAUCCACCACCGCCGCUGCCACAACGCGUCCAGCCCGUCGAGCGCUCCUUCUACAUCUGCUCCGACCCUUGUCCCAUCUCCCGCCCAUCCUCCCACCUCUUCUUCUCAUCUCCUCCUUCUUGCUCCUCUUUGCUCUUCCCAUCCCGCACAAACCUUUUCAUAGGGCAACAUAUGUGGACGAGAAUGCGCUGCAACCGGCUGCUGGAAGACUUUAUUGGGAUUGGCAGCAGGUCGAGUGGGCGGAUAAGACUGCUGAGAGGGUGAAUGAGGUGUUGCGGAGCGGCAACGAUGCAAAGAGCAGGGCCAGCUUCAUCACAUCCGAACUCGAAUCUGUCGGACUAUUCGCUCACGCGCAAAGCUACACCUACUCCUUCUCCUCCUCUUCGCACACCAGCACGAGAACGAGAUCAGGAACAAACGCGUACGGUCACUUGAGAGCAUCUCGGUCUGACGGUAGGGAGAGCAUCCUCAUCCUAGCUCCUUGGAAAAGCAGCAUUGCUAAUCACACGGACGAGGAGAAUGCUCAAGUAUUCGCUGCUGCUGCUGCUGGUGGAAGCGACGCAGCGACGAGAGGAGAGUGGUACGAGAGAUUGAAAGAGAAGAGGGAUAAUGUUAGGGGUGUCGCGCUCGCCCUCACUCUGGCUAGAUUCUUGGGCCAGUUCAAGUACUGGUCAAAAGAUUUCAUCUUUCUCUUUCCUCACGAUGACGAGGGCGACGAGUUGGCUGCUACGCGCGCCUGGCUUACCCAGUACUAUGGCUCUUCGCAGGCAAACCUGCAAGCAGACGCCUUGCAAAUUCCACGCUCCUUGAUCUGGACAGGUCUCUCCCUGGACUAUCCCAGCGACAGCUUCUCCUCUCUGCAGCUUACCUUCGAAGGCGUCAAUGGCGCAGAGCCUAACCUGGACGUUCUGAACACUUUUGUCCGCGUAGCUCAACGAGUGGACAACGUGCCCAUCCGAUUCGAUUCUCCCUCCAAGGAUGAUCUGCCUUAUGCGGUGGACAGGGCAUUUGGAGCGCUUUCCACAUGGUUGGACAGAGAGUAUUGGGAUGCGGGAGGGACGAAGAGGUACUUGAUGGGAAUGAGAAAUGUGGCCAGACAAGCUGGAAGAUUGGCCAUGUCCACCCCACUCUCUCCCGCAGGUCUGCUCACCGCUUUCCACAUUGACGCCAUCGGCGUCUCGGCCACGCCAGCCAACGGUCCGUACGGCUUCUAUCAACUGGGAAGGAUCAUCGAGUCCAACAUCCGAAGCUUUUCCAAUCUGCUGGAAAGAUUGCACCACUCGCAAUUCUUUUACCUCGUCACGGAAGCGGACAAGUUUGUCCAAUUUGCUACGCUGCUACCUACGGCCAUCCUUCCCGCCGUAGCCCUCUCGUGCGCCGGCCUGCUUCUCUGGAAUAGAGAGGGCAGAGAAGCUAGAGUGCGCGCUGAAGAGCUCAUCAACAGGUCUGUUUCGACGCUCUCAAAGGCGACCGCGGGGAACGGUGUGCUGGCGAGCAUGACGGCAGCAGCGGAUGUACCCCUCAGAAGACCGACGAUGCAACAUUACAGAGCGACAUUACUGGAAGCGUAUGCCUCGAGCGGUGCGCUCUUGACUCCUUCCAGACUAGCCAAGAUGGAUCAGAGCUUGAGCGGCACGCAAAGACCUACUGGGACAGCAUUGACUGUCAUUGUGACGAUGCAUGCUUUGGCGGCCGCAACGCUGUGUUUAAUGGGCAGCGCGCCUUUGCAAUGCGCAAAAGAAGGCCUUUGGCGAUGCGACGAGAUCCGAUGGAUCGCUGUGCUCUUACUUGGCGCCUUUGCGCUCCUUUGCGUAACCUUUGCCGCCCUGCAACGUACCCGUGCCCCGGGAACAACCUCGCCCUUGCCACCUACGCUUCACGCGCUCACGCUACUACAUGCCGGAAUGCUCGUUGCGAGCGUGAGCACGCUCAAUUUCUCCCUAGCUGCAUUGAGCGGUAUCAUGCUAGGAGCACCACUAUAUUUGUUCCAACCUCGCUCCUCUUCCGAGCCUGCGCCUACUGUCGGCCUGCGCUUCUGGUCGAUGGGAAAAGCUGCGAUCUUGUUGGCGCUGCAUCCCAUCUUGCUCUUGCUGCUCUCGCAAGCGACGCUCGAUCGUCUGGCCUACUGGGCAUCGCGAGAUCUCCUGGGACCUUUGCCCGAUCAGCUCUCUCCCAUCUUUAUGGGUCUAGGAAUUCCUGCGCCCGCUUCGUCGGCUGGUUGGACUGCUCUGGCUAGACAGAUUAGUUGCGCGGUGGACCUGCUCGUGGAUAGAACACUGGCCAACGAUUUCAUGCUGGGAACCAAGACGAUGAGCUUCUUCCUCUUGGGUAUCGGAACGAUCCACCUGCAGGCGGCGGUGGCUAAUGCUCUUGGUGCGCUAGGAUAGGCUAGACUCUAGGACGUGCACUUGAAACGCGAAUAAUGGGAUGAAGGGAUCGGACGCUUAUUAUUUGCUUUGCCUUGCUUUGCUUGGUGUGGAAGAUGAGAUGGGGUAGAUGGGGUGCUACUGCUGCCUUUGCUGGAGGAGGGGAGGCCAAGGCAACAACUAUGCUGAGCGCUAGCACGG